Molecule: messenger RNA, 1707 nt
Organism: Pyrenophora tritici-repentis Pt-1C-BFP
Lineage: Eukaryota; Fungi; Ascomycota; Dothideomycetes; Pleosporales; Pleosporaceae
Biological process (GO): nucleobase transport; transmembrane transport
Cellular component (GO): plasma membrane
Molecular function (GO): nucleobase transmembrane transporter activity
Source: RefSeq, a predicted model, not a curated record
AUGUCGCGGUUUUUGCAGCGAAGCAAAGCUGCAUUUGGUUCUCCGACGUCUUUCAACAAGGCCCUACAAACAACACGAGCUCAUGGGAAGGUGCGAUACAACAAAGACCUCCUUCCUAGUCCUCUGGAGGAUCGAAGAUGGAGAUGGCAGCAUUACUUCGCGUACUACCUUACUAUGACCUUUAGUCCCUCUUCAUACAACCUCGGUGCCUCUCUCGUAUCCACUGGCCUCCUCUGGUGGCAUGGUAUGAUCGCCGCUGUUAUCGGGUCUUUCAUUUUGACCAUUCUCGUGGUUCUGAACAGUCGCGGCGCGGUAAAGUACUUUAUCGGGUUUCCAGUUUAUGUUCGUGCAGCUGCGGGUGUGAGAGGUGCAAGCUUGUACAUUCUUGUACGAGCCAUUGUUGCCGUAAUUUACUUUGCGACACAGACGUACUAUGGAGGGCGCAUCACGACGGUCUUCAUGCGUGGUAUCUUCGGCAAUGGAUACAAUAACAUCACAAACCACCUUCCAGAGAGCGCGGGUAUAACCUCGAGGGACCUGUUGAGCUUUUUCCUAUUCUGGAUGGUUCAAAUGCCGAUCAUGUUCAUCCACCCUACUGUACUUCGACAUCUAUUUGUGGUUAAAGCAGUCUAUACGACUAUCUCGCUCUUCGGCGUGCUGGGAUGGGUGAUCUCUGCGAAUGGAGUCAAGAUUGGGGACUUUUCUUACACAACCGCGCAAACCCAGCUCUCCGGCUCAGAUCUGGUAUGGCCUAUGAUACAGGCCAUCAACUCUGUCAUGGGGGCCCUCGCGCCUGUGCUGAUCAAUCAGCCGGAUAUAGCACGUUACGGCCAUUCUUACAGUGAUGUAACUUGGAGUCAGGGUAUCGGCAUUCUGUUCAGCAAAGUUCUGGUCAUGUUUCUCAGUACGGCGACUACAGCGGCAGCAACCCAGGUACUCGGGAAAAGCUACUGGAACGUUCGGGAUCUUUACGGAGCCAUCCUAGAUCAAUAUUGGACGCCUGGUGCUCGCGCAGGAAUGGUUUUUGCUUCUUUUGGUAUGAUGUUGGCGGUGCUUGUCACCAACGCUGGCAGUAACUCGCUCCCUGUGGGCGCCGAUCUCACAGGCAUCUUCCCACGCUGGCUGACCAUCGUUCGAGGUCAAGUAUUGUGCGCCAUUCUGGCACCUCUGCUUGUUCCUUGGAAAAUCAUCGCCUCUGCAAAGUCCUUUCUGACCUUCCUGGGCUCCUACACGGUUUUCUUGAUGCCCAUCUGCGCAUGUAUGAUCAUCGACUACUGGCUUAUACGAAAGGGCAACUUUCAUGUGCCCUCGCUGUACAGCUCAUGGCCAGAAAGCCCCUACUCGUACUACAAAGGCUGGAAUCUCCGAAUGCUCACAGCGUGGGUGGCUGGGGUGGCUUUCACGGUCCAUGGUGUGGCUGGAUCAUUGAAUGCUAACUCUGUUGCCGAGGCUAGUAAGAACAUGUACAAGCUCGGGUUCUUGCUAUCGUUCUGCAUGGGCGGCGUAGUAUACUAUGUUUUAUGCCUUGUAUGGCCGGUACAGCUGUUACCGAGUGGCACAGAGAGGUACUUGUCGUUUGAGGACAUGGCCGCGCAUGAAGGUUUCUUUGACCACGAGAAUGUCGGGACGAUUACAGGUGUAUUGGAAGGCGAGGAAGUCAACGCGACGCAGCACUAUGUCGCGAAUGAUAAAGCGAGCGAGGUGUGA